Messenger RNA from Xenopus laevis (African clawed frog), 2944 nucleotides. It is a transcript of the gene ptpn6.S, whose product is annotated as protein tyrosine phosphatase non-receptor type 6 S homeolog. The transcript has 17 exons. The record is from RefSeq and is a predicted model, not a curated record. Gene Ontology annotation, biological process: intracellular signal transduction; cell differentiation; mitotic cell cycle. Bases 544 to 2607 code for a protein of 687 amino acids. Lineage: Eukaryota; Metazoa; Chordata; Amphibia; Anura; Pipidae. Gene Ontology annotation, molecular function: phosphotyrosine residue binding; protein tyrosine/serine/threonine phosphatase activity; hydrolase activity. Gene Ontology annotation, cellular component: cytoplasm.
UGUCUCGCUGGGAAGUCUCUGAGCUCAGUGCACCUUGCACUCUUCAUACCUGUGUUCUCUCUUGCCUUUGCACUCUGUGUGUGUGUCUGUGUGUGUCUGUGUGUGUCUGUGUAAGUAGAUUCUGCACUGACGUUACACAACGUCUCUGAAGUGACUGGCCAAAAAAAAGAGAAGUGGAAAAAGAUAGGAAAAGCUCUUCCUGAAAGAGACAGCCUAGAAAACAGAGAGAGAGAAGAAACUUGCUCCUGUUCAUGAGAAAAACUCGAGACCAAUUCUUUCCCUGACUGCCUGCAGGUCCCCUUGGUAAGGUGAGACAGCAGCUCCAAGGCAGAGAAACCUUUGUAGUAGGAGACAGCUAGUGACAGAGACAGCAGAGAGUAUGCGCCACCCAGAGCUUCUUGGGCUUGUCUCUCUGACUGUGUGAGAGUGCCACCGGGAGAGAGCGCGAGACAGAAGGAAGAAACCAGAGACAGCAGAAAGAGGAAGCUACGGGCUGCCCACUCUCAGACAACUGCACAUCACUGAGCAGACAAGACCUCCACAAUGGUCAGGUGGUUUCACCAGAACAUUUCAGCGCUGGACGCUGAGGCUCUGCUUAAAUCUCGGGGGGCGCAUGGAAGUUUCCUGGUCCGUCCCAGCAGAAAAAGGCAUGAAGAAUUCUCACUGUUUGUAAGGGUUAAAGGCUCAGUGACGCAGAUCCGGAUCCAAAAUUCCAGCGCCUACUACAACCUUAAUGGGGGAGACAAGUUUGCUAGUCUGUCUGAGCUGGUGGAUUUCUACAUGGGGAAAUCGAAAGGCCUGCAGGAUGCUGAUGGGAACCGAAUCAAGCUGAAAAUCCCACUGAAGUGCUCAGACUCCACCAAUGAGAAGUGGUUUCACCAGAACAUCUCAGGGCUGGACGCUGAGGCUCUGCUUAAAUCUCGGGGGGCGCAUGGAAGUUUCCUGGUCUGUCCCAGCAGGAAAAGGCAUGAAGAAGUAUCACUGUCUGUAAGGGUUAAAGACUCAGUGACGCACAUCAGGAUCCAAAAUACUGGCGACUACUAUGACCUUUAUGGGGGAGAGCAGUUUGCUAGUCUGUCUGAGCUGGUGGAGUUCUACAUGGGACAAGAAGAAGGCCUGCAGGAUGCUGAUGGGAGCCAAAUCGAGCUGAAAUACCCGCUGAACUGCUCAGACCCCACCAAUGAGAGGUGGUAUCAUGGGCACCUGACAGGCCCGGAAGCUGAAAAGUUGUUGCAGAAAACGGGGGAGCCCUGGACCUUUCUGGUUAGAGAGAGUUGCAGCAAACCUGGGGAUUUUGUCACCUCCAUACUAACCCCAGAGCAGAAAGAUGGGGCGCAGAAGGUGACGCACAUCAAGAUAAAUAGAGAGGAGAAUAAAUAUUUUAUUACCAGGAAGAAAUUUGAGUCACUUACAGAACUCAUUGAGUGGCACCAGCAAAAGCCAAUAGAGGAAACAACAGGGACCGUUCUAUACCUAAAAAAGCCUUGUUACUCCACACAAUUCAAUGCUGCUGACAUUGAAAAUCGGAUGAAAGAAUUGAACAAGAAGUCGGCGCAAAAUGAGGCGGCCAAAGCAGGAUUCUGGGAAGAGUUUGAUGCUUUACAGAAGCAGGAGCCCAAAGUUCACAAUGACCGUAAAGAGGGACUAAGGCCGGAGAAUAAAAGCAAGAACCGCUACAAGAAUAUUCUGCCCUAUGAUCACACAAGAGUUAUACUGAAAUCUGGAGACAAAAACAUCCCCGGCUCCGAUUAUAUCAAUGCCAACUAUGUUAAUAACAAGCUAUGGGCAGAAGGUGAACCCCCAAAACGUUUCAUUGCUUGCCAAGGUUGCCUGAACGCCACCACAGGGGACUUCUGGGAGAUGGUCUGGCAGGAGAACAGCCGCGUUAUUGUAAUGACCACCAAAGAAAUAGAGAAGGGCCGGACAAAAUGUGUUCCAUACUGGCCAGAUGUGGGGACCAACAGAAAGGAGUUUGGGCGGUUUUCGGUAGAGCUAGUAAGCGAACGUGACACCAAGGAGUAUAAAGUCCGACUUCUGCGUGUGUCUUUAACAGAAAGCACUGAAAAGGCUUGUGAUAUCCAUCACUACCAGUACCUGACCUGGCCAGAUCAUGGGGUUCCAACAGACCCUGGCGGUGUCCUAAGUUUCCUGGAAGAGGUUAAUUGCAUGCAGGAGAGCAUAGAAAAGGCUGGACCCAUUGUUGUGCACUGCAGUGCUGGGAUUGGCCGCACAGGGACCAUUAUUGCUAUUGACAUGUUGCUGGACCUGAUUCAAAUGAAAGGGUUGGACAGCGAUAUCGAUGUGCAGAAGACCAUCCAAAUGGUGCGAAAGCAGCGCUCAGGGAUGGUGCAGACCGAAGCUCAAUACAAGUUCAUUUACUCUGCCUUAGCACAAUUUAUUGACUCCACCAAACUCAAGUUGAAAGCAAUGGAGAACAUAAAGACGACAAAAUCUGAAUAUGGAAAUUUGGUGGUCUCCCUAUCAAAACUGAAAGUUACGAGAAAUUCCUCACAGAACCAGCCCAAGGGAACAGUCUAUGAGAAUCUCAACGCCGUAAAGCAAAAAGAAGUGGUGGAGGAGGAGAAAUCAGCAGAGGAACAAAUAUAACCCGUGUAAAAGAAGUGACCUUAAUAUGCUGUACGUUAUUAUCAUAUGUUUAAUGGGUCCUCUAGUGAGCCUCAUUCUUUCUAAUCCUGAUCCUUCUCCCCAGCUGGACAUUUCCCACCUGUAGUUACAGACAAUAAUCCUCCUAACUGGACUGCAGUAUUGUAUCCACUUGUAUCACAUGAAAGGCUGGAUUCUCUUACCACAUCACUCCAUUUUGCUCUUAUUGAUGUGUGUAAACAAGCGCAAAGCAUUGGUACCAGAAUCCAGACUGACAACAUUGCACCCAAUGGCCGAAACUUCAGAUUUAUGUACUAAAUAAAAGUUUUUUUUGAUGAAA